Messenger RNA from Plectropomus leopardus (leopard coralgrouper), 4122 nucleotides. RefSeq names its product purine nucleoside phosphorylase 6 (gene pnp6). Lineage: Eukaryota; Metazoa; Chordata; Actinopteri; Perciformes; Serranidae. Gene Ontology annotation, biological process: nucleoside metabolic process. The record is from RefSeq and is a predicted model, not a curated record. Gene Ontology annotation, molecular function: purine-nucleoside phosphorylase activity. Gene Ontology annotation, cellular component: cytoplasm.
UCAGCCGCUUCAUUACCGUGAACCGAGCACAGAAAGCGUCGAUCAAACAAACACAAACAGAGUCUUAUCGGUAAACUGCUCUUCAUCAGAUAUGGAAGCGGCAUCCUCCUCCUCCUCCUCCUCCUCCUCCAGUCAGUGCGGCAGAUACAGUUAUGAAGAUUACAAAGAGACAGCAGACUGGCUGCUGGCCCACACUGAGCAGCGUCCUAAAGUCGCCAUCAUCUGUGGUUCAGGCCUCGGCGGUCUGGCUGACCUGCUGGAAGACAAGACUGUGUUCCCUUAUGAGGAUAUUCCACGUUUUCCUACCAGCACUGUGCCAGGCCAUGCCGGUAAGCUGGUGUUUGGGAAGCUGGGGGGUCGUGAGUGUGUCUGCAUGAAGGGGAGAUUCCACUUCUACGAGGGCUACAACAUAUACACGGUGACGUACCCAGUGCGAGUCUUCUUCCUGCUGGGCGUGGAAACUCUGAUUGUGACAAACGCUGCGGGAGGACUCAAUGACAGCUACAAUGUGGGCGACAUCAUGCUCAUCAAGGAUCACAUUAACAUGCCGGGUUUUGCAGGGCAGAACCCCCUUUGUGGGCACAAUGAUGACAGGUUUGGAGUGCGUUUCCCUUGCAUGUCGGAUGCGUAUGACAGAGAUCUGAGAGCUCUGGCCAGGCAAACAGCAGUAGAGAAGGACUGCGACAGCUUCCUGCAGGAAGGCGUUUACUGCAUGCUGGCUGGACCGACAUAUGAGACCAUUGCAGAGUGCAGAGUCCUGCAGUUGCUGGGGGCCGAUGCUGUCGGUAUGAGCACUGUGCCAGAGGUGGUAGUGGCUCGUCACUGCGGCCUGCGUGUCGUGGGUCUGUCCCUCAUCACCAACAAGGUCGUGACAGAUUAUGACAGCUAUGAGAAGGCAAACCACGAGGAGGUUCUGAAGACCACCGAGAGCAGAACCCAGGACCUCCAGAGGCUCGUCAGCAGCAUCAUCACCGAAAUCUAGUAUCGUCAUCUGAAAGUUGCUGACAAAAAAACACACAAUUAAGUCACUGAUGACUAAUAAUAACUUUGAACAAAAGGUAAAAGUAGUUAGGUGCAGAUGGUGAACUGGUCAAGUGUUUGGGUAUUUUACUGGUUAUCGUGUAUUUUAUUGGUUAUCAUGGUUAACUGAUGCCCCUUAGCAAUAAGUGGGACUUAUAAAUCAUGACAUGUGGAAACCAGGGUCAGGAAAUGUUGUGAAAGUAGAAUUUUCAAGUGUCUCUCAAAUCUGUCGGCGACAUAUUGACUUUUGUUGUGUGUUUGAAUCCAAAUACAGAGUAUUGUGGUGGCUAGUUUUGCUUACAGGAUACCAUUCCCUUAUUUAAUAUGGCCACGUUCUCAUAUAUCCCAGAUCAUGGAUCAAUAAAUGUAGUAGGGUUACAGCGGUGGGUAUUGUACAACCUCUACUGGUUUGUAUUUCUAUCCUCUAACGAUGGUUCAGGGUUGUUUGGGAUUUCCCUUCUACGUGUAAAGGCAGCGUACAAAAAGACAGGGACAUCUCUGAUGGCUGAACUUGUACUGUGUAUUCAGCCCGUUCACAUUCCGAAGUCGUCAAAUGCUGCCGCUUUUGCAGUUCUUUGGGCGUAAGACCUCGACGCCAAAAGCCACUUUUAGUGUCUGCAUGAUAUGCUGCUGGACAGCGUCAGCUUAGAACGCAGCCAGACAGAACCGAUUGCAGACGGCCGGAUGGCACCUGCCGCGGCAGUAUGAUAUGAGCAGAUGGUCAUGGUCAAUUGAGAGCACAGCUGGACAGACCCCGUCAUGUCUGCAUGAUACGCCGCUGGAAGGCGUCAGGUUGAAACGCUGCCAGUAACAACAUAAUAUAAAGGGCGCAAAGGUCCCUAUGGGGCAGGUGGGAUGGAUAGUUAUGGAUCCAGCAAACGCUGGACUUUCAUGCAGGAGUCUGCAUGAAUUUUUGACACCUUACGAUGUGUCUCUUUUUCCUAAUCCUAACCAUCCAUGCCAGCGUGUGAUUUUGUUGACACUCUUGUGUUGGUUGCCAUGUACUUUUGUUGCCUAAACAUAACCACAUGUAACGUAAUCCCACCAUCUGCUUUUGUUGACAUCACGGUAGCGAAAUCACGGGAGCAGCAUCCCGGAACGUGCACAGCAGACACAUACGGAUACCUAGGGCGUAAUAUGUAGACGCGGAUGUCCACUGCAGAGUGGCAAUAUGUGACGACUUGGGAUGAGAACAUGUUGUUAUAUUUGAGUGCAUCUAAACAACAUAAUGAAUGUAAGACAAGACUGCUCACUACUAACGACUACUUACAGACGCAUCAAACAUUUAUACAGUAUAUACACACAUCCUGUUCUUGUUGAAGGAGACUCGGCAACAUGUUUUUUUUUUUUUUAAAAAUUUACCUCAUCUUUGGGUGAUUGUCUAUGAUUAAGGCUUGUAAAGUGAUACCCUCCAUUAUUUAUGUCUACAUUUGUUAUAUGAACACAUGCUGUAUGUCUUAUUUGCCUUUAGAGAGAGCAGUGUAUUCAACUACCACCUAUGAAUCCAUCAUCUACUAGCUUUAAGGGACAGUUAAGGGACAGGCAGUUUUCACCCCCAAUGAAAAAAUACAUAUUUGUCCUCUUACCUGUUGCACUAUUCAUUAGUCCAGAUUGUUUUGGUAAGUGUUGGAGAUAUCGGCUCUAGAGAUGUCUGCCUUCUCUCCAGUAUACUCAAACUAGCAAGCACUCUGCUUAUGGUGCACAAAGUGCCAAAACAAAAAUGAAAGUAAAUUGUUUCUACGUGAAAUUGCUCAUUACAAGGUCUGUGAAUUGUCUUAAGUAACCGAGACAUUGCUGUUGAGUUAUUCAGAAGUAUUUUUGGGCGCUUUGAGCACCACAAGAGGAGUGCCAUCUAGUCCCAUUAUACUGGAGAGAAAUUUCUGUGUCACACCAGAAAGAUCUAGACCAAUGAAUGGCAGGUAAGAGAUUUUUUAUAUUUAUUUUGGGUAAACUGUCCCUUUAAUAUGUAUUCAGAUGACACUGUGCACUUUUGCACUGGCCUUGAUCUGUUGGUGCAGGGGUUGAUGAAACAGCACAUUUUUUUUCUCCAGCAGUGUCUUAGAAAAUAAUCCACAUAAUAAGAGUUGCUUAUUAGAGGGAAUAUAGAAAAAUUAUUGUGAGUAUUGGGACCAGCUGGCACCUAGCUUAUUUUGUGAUUGCCUGUUAUUAGCAAUGUAAAAUAAAUUCUUAUUUUAUCUAUAAAUCAAAGUGGAUAUAUUUACACACCACUGUGAAAUUAAGAGUUUAUUUUUUAAAUAGAAGAAUCACUUAUUUUAACUAUCUAAUUUAUUUAUUGAUUUAAAAAAAAAUGACAACAUGGAAAUGACGUGUCAAUCCGAAUCCUUUUUUUGACACAUUGAUUAAGUUUUAGCUGAAUCAGUGUGUGAAAAGCCUGCCCACAAUGUAAGCACAAUAUAAUCUGAAAGAAAUGCACAAAAUCAAAGGCUAAUGUGGUGAAGCAGAAGUGAUGUAUGAGGGUUUUUCUGGUGUGGAUUGCAUUUGGAUGCAUUUUAUUUGUACACCAAGAGACCACGGCACUGUAAUAUCAGAGAGGGCCAUUAGACCUCGGCCUGCACUUUUCAAUCUGGAACCUCCUGCCAGCUCCUCUUGACCAUCUCAUUCAUUAAAGCUGCAAAGGCCGGAGAAACCCUACAUCAGCAGUCCACCUCUUAGACCAUUUGUAUCAGGCUUUACAUCAAGAUGCUAAUGGAAGUCUUAAAGGGGAAUUCCACGAGUGAAGCCUGCCAUCAUGGAAAUGUAAAAUCUGGAUCUGCUCCAUACAUCAUAAACGGGGAUAUUAACAUGCAAUUAAUUCAUUUUAAAGACCACUACUUUCCUGUAUGGGCAUUACUCUAAACUUUGCAUUUUUGCUUCCUUCUUAGGAACUGUUCAUUAUUUAUGAGGUGUGAGGGGGUGGUGCAAAACAGGGGAAGCAUGUCAAGUAUUUUUGUUGGCACUGGGGAAGGACGUGUAACUUUAAAUGGUUGUAUUUUGUAUUUAUUUUAACCCUUUGAAACCUGGAUGGGCUCAAUUCUUUAGUAAAUUAGUAAAGUAUUAAAACCUUUGCAAAUAGGUGUUAAUUCUCUUCAUGAAUAUGGGAAA